CCGACACUGAAAUUGCUGCUGCCAGAGGUGAUCAUGACUCAAACGCCUAAGGAGUUUCAAGCCCUUUUCAUCCUAACAUGCCUGGGCUUUUGGAACAGGAACAGUGUUCAUGGGGUAAACGAGUACUAUGUAUAUAGUCCGGUGUGCAAGAUGCCCUCCGUGAAUCCCUUUACGUGGGAUACAAUGAAUAACUUCCACCGGAAGAAGCUAAGGCAAUGCCACAACGACAGCGACCUGGUUACAAGUGAAUUCGACUUUGAGACUCAUCAGUACCGACUGCAUGUACACGAGCACCUGGCCAAGCCAAUUUUGAACAGGAAGGGCAAUGCCACCCUGGAGUGCGAGUACCGGCAGAUUUCACGGGAUAACUCCAACGAGAAACCCGACGAUACCUAUAAUCAGCUUAGAAGGUGCCCCAUAAAGCACCACCAGUUCGUCCCAAACCACACGGAUUACAUGAUUACCAGUUGCUAUGUGAAGGACGUUAGCAGACACCGGGAGCUGCUGCAAAGGGAUGCCAUUUCCUUCAUCGAGGACCGCCUCCCAAAAGAGAAGGUCAAGGAGUUUGUGGAGGGAGAAAGAGAGGUGCACAAGCCGAGUGUUCUUAUCAUGGGAUUGGACUCCACGUCGCGCAUAAAUCUUCGACGAGCAAUGCCGUCGGUUUACAAAUUCGUAAAGCAGCCCGGAUGGUUUGAAAUGCAGGGCUACAAUAAGGUGGGCGAUAAUACCUUUCCCAAUCUUCUGGCCGCGUUGACAGGGGAUUCCGAAAAGGGAGUAAGGGAUUAUUGUGAUGUCAGGAAGCCGGGCUGCCUGGACUCCUUAAACUUCAUUUGGAAGCGUUUUAAGAAAGCCAACUACACAACAGCCUUCGCCGAAGAUUGUUCAUCCAUUAGUACCUUCAACUACCUGAAACCGGGAUUUGUGAAGCAGCCAACUGAUUACUACCUACGUCCUUUACUUUACGCCAUCGAAAAACAAUUUAAAGUGACCAAUGACUUCGGAUUUGCCUACUGCGUGGGUCGUCAUCUCAGUUUCAGUUACGUCUGGGACUUUGGUCAGCAGUUCAUCGAUCGCUUCCUCGGCAGAUCCCCCAUGUUUGGGAUUCUGUGGAGCAACAGCUUCACCCACGAUUACUUCGAGGGAGCCACUGCGCUGGACAACCUGUUCUGGAAGUAUUUAAAGUCCUUCGAGGAGUCCGGUCUCUUCCGUAAAUCCAUCGUGAUUCUGAUGAGUGAUCAUGGCCAUCGGUAUAAUACUUUGAGGCGGGCUGCCACAGGGUAUUUUGAGGAGCGCAUGCCGAUGAUGUUUAUCUAUUUGCCAUCCUGGUUCCGGCGUAAGUAUCCCCAUCUGGCGAGUAAUCUCGGGAAGAACCAGAAUCGCCUGUCCUCCAACUAUGAUUUCUACAUGACCCUCCAGCACUUGCUCCAGUUGGAUAGCACGUCCGUAGAUGAUUUCCCGGAUAGCCUCAAGGCCAGACAGUGUAGGAGCUGUCAAUCUCUUUUCUUUGAGCUGCCCUUCAAUCGCACUUGCCAAAUGGCCGGAAUCGACGAGAAAUGGUGCUGUUGCCAGCCCACGGAAACCAUUACGAAUUCCCCGUAUGCGAGGAUAAUUGCCGAAGCAAUAGUGCAGCGAAUGAAUGAGCACUUGGUUAGCCAAAAUCUGACCCAUCUUUGCCACAAUUUCACAUUUGAAAACGUGGAGAAAGCUGACCGCAAAACCAUCCUGUCCAACGGAGUUAGGCCGGCAGAUAGAAACGAGCACGUUUAUAUCAUUAUGUUCCAGACAGUCCCGAAAAACCCCAUUUUUGAGGCCACUGUGCAUUGGAAUAGUCGAACCCAAAGGCUGCGUCACAUAGAUGUGGAGGAUUUAAGUCGAUUGACCUCUUACAAAAACGACGCCAACUGUAUAAGACGCAAGAACGCCAAGAAAUAUUGCAUUUGCAAGGACAGCUUAAGUCGGUCUAGUAAAUACUAAUUAGAAUUUAUAAUCUAUGAGGAAAGUUUUUCGCAAGCAAACAGAAAUAAAUAUGGAACUAUUUUUCAACUAUCA
This is a messenger RNA of Drosophila teissieri, 2049 nucleotides long. RefSeq lists its product as uncharacterized. The record is from RefSeq and is a predicted model, not a curated record. NCBI's taxonomy places the organism in Eukaryota, Metazoa, Arthropoda, Insecta, Diptera, Drosophilidae. The transcript is spliced from 2 exons. Bases 34 to 1974 code for a protein of 646 amino acids.